This is a messenger RNA of Rangifer tarandus platyrhynchus (Svalbard reindeer), 1815 nucleotides long. NCBI's taxonomy places the organism in Eukaryota, Metazoa, Chordata, Mammalia, Artiodactyla, Cervidae. The record is from the annotation of a GenBank genome assembly.
AUGAGAGGUGGCCCCGAUCUCCGCGCAGGGGACUCCGAGCGUCAUGUUAAGGUGAAGCAGAGGGCCUCAGUGCUGAACAUGCUAAGGAAGCUGGACAAAAUCAGGUUCAGAGGUCACAAGAGAGAUGACUUCCUCGAUCUAGCCGAGUCUCCGAACGCCUCGGACACCGAAUGCGGAGACGAGAUUCCCCUGAAGAUCCCUCGGACCUCGCCCCGGGACAGCGAGGAGCUCAGGGACCCUGCUGGUCCAGGGACCCUCAUCAUGGCUGCAGGGGUCCAGGACUUCAACCGGACAGAGUUCGACCGCUUGAAUGAGGUCAAAGGUCACCUGGAAAUCGCCUUAUUGGAAAAACACUUUUUACAGGAGGAGCUCCGGAAGCUGCGAGAGGAAACGAAUGCAGAGAUGCUGCGGCAGGAGCUGGACCGUGAGCGGCAGCGGAGGAUGGAGCUGGAGCAGAAGGUCCAGGAAGUGCUGAAGGCCAGAGCCGAGGAGGCGCCAGCUCAGCAGCCCCCGAAAGGACAGGCCCAGGUCAAUAAUGGAGCAGAACGGCGGAGCCAGGGGCUGUGCCCCCGGGUCCAGAAGUGGUUCUACGAGAAGUUCGGGGAGUACGUGGAGGACUUCCGGUUCCAGCCCGAGGAGAGCACCGUGGAGACAGAGGAGCCCCUCAGUGCCCGGAGGUUGACGGAGAACAUGAGGAGGCUCAAGCGCGGUGCCAAGCCCGUCACCAGCUUUGUGAAGAACCUCUCCGCCUUAUCUGACUGGUACUCCGUCUACACGUCCGCCAUCGCCUUCACCGUGUACAUGAACGCCGUGUGGCACGGCUGGGCCAUCCCCAUGUUCCUGUUCCUCGCGAUUUUGAGGUUGUCCCUCAAUUACCUCAUAGCCCGGGGCUGGAGGAUACAGUGGAGCAUCGUGCCCGAAGUGUCCGAAGUGGUGGAGCCUCCGAAGGAAGACCUGACCGUGUCUGAGAAGUUCCAGCUCGUGCUGGACGUCGCCCAGAAAGCCCAGAACCUCUUCGGCAAGAUGGCAGACAUUCUGGAAAAGAUCAAGAACCUGUUCAUGUGGGUCCAGCCCGAGACCACCCAGAAGCUGUACGUGGCACUGUGGGCCGCCUUCCUCGCCUCCUGCUUCUUCCCCUUCCGCCUGGUGGGGCUGGCCCUGGGCCUCUACGCCGGAGUCAAGUUUUUCCUCAUCGAUUUUAUCUUCAAACGUUGCCCGAGGCUGCGAGCCAAGUACGACACCCCCUACAUCAUCUGGAAGAGCCUCCCCACGGACCCCCAGCUCAAGGAGCGCUCCAGCACCACCGUGUCACGCAGGCUUCAGACGGCAUCCUCCCGGAGCUGCGUGUCCAGCGCACCCGCUGGCCUGAACAGGGAUGAGGACGCUGGCCGCCUGCACAGCGCCAAGAAGGGCAACUUCCACGAGAUCUUCAACCUGACGGAGAACGAGCGUCCGCUGGCGGUGUGUGAGAAUGGCUGGCGGUGCUGCUUGAUAAACCGGGACCGGAAGAUGCCGACUGACUACAUCAGGAACGGGGUCCUGUACGUGACGGAGAAUUACCUGUGCUUCGAAAGCUCCAAGUCCGGCUCCUCUAAGAGGAACAAAGUCAUCAAGCUGAUGGACAUCACAGACAUCCAGAAGUACAAGGUCCUCUCUGUCCUGCCGGGGUCGGGCAUGGGGAUUGCCGUGUCCACGCCAUCCACCCAGAAGCCGCUGGUGUUCGGCGCCAUGGUGCACAGGGACGAGGCGUUCGAGACCAUCUUCAGCCAGUACAUGAAGAUCACGUCCGCGGCAGCCGCUGGCAGUGACAGCUAG